UCCGAAACACCUGCGAGCCUGGACGCCAUAGUCAAGGAGCGUGAUUCGCUACGUGAGGAACUGGCCGAAUUGCGCAGAUCGCUUGAAUCUAUCCAAGACCAGCACGCGAAAGAACAAGCCCAAGAAGCACAAGUCGGAAAGCGGAGCUCGGACGGAGAAGAAGUUGAAAGGCUCAGAACACAGCUACAAGAGAUUCAAAAAGGCAAAGAGAACGCUGAGAGCGCGUAUCGCACACUCCUGGGCAAGGUCAACACUAUCAAGUCGCAACUGGGAGAACGUCUAAAAGCCGAUGCCGAAGAACUCUCAAAAGCUCGCGCCGAAAUCGAGGACCUACAAGAGGAGAGCAAAUCCGCUCGCGAAAGUAAAGAGGAGCUCCAAGCCACCAUUGACCAGCUCGAAUCCCAACGCAAGGAACAUGAAAGCGAGAUUGAAUCGCUUCGGAGCCGUACCAACGUCAGCCAGUCGAAUUGGGUCAAGGAGCGCGAUGAAUUGAUCAGCAGGGAAGCAUAUGCUCGUGAAGAGUUUGAGAACGCUCGACAAGCCAUGCAGGAUUGGGAAGUUCUCGCCAUGGAAGAGAGGUCCCUGCGUGAAUCACUGGGUGAGCGUGUAGCUGAGAUCGAAGAGCAACUCAAUGCUCAAAGAGAAGCAUACGACCGAGCUGCCAGUGAAAGAGACACACAAAACUCGACUGUCGACUCGCUGCAGCGAGCCCUGCAAGACAUUCAAGACGCUCGCAAGAAGGAGCUGCGCGAAAUGGUCGAGACCUCACAAGCUCAACUCGACGCCUUGCGUGCUCAGACCGAGGAGGCAAAGUCCUCGGCUGCGGCAUCAGCAGAGGAACUUGAGAAGAUACGGAAGGAGCUCGAGCAUGCUCUGCCAUUUGAAAAAGAGGUCAAGGAGAAAAACUUGCUGAUCGGGAAACUACGGCAUGAAGCGGUCAUUCUCAACGACCACCUCACGAAGGCUUUGCGAUUCUUGAAACGCGGCAAGCCCGAGGACAACGUGGAUCGUCAUAUCGUGACCAACCAUUUCCUGCAUUUCUUGAUAUUGGAUCGCAGCGAUCCGAAGAAAUUCCAGGUUUUGCAAUUGAUUGCUGCACUACUUGGUUGGAGCGAAGCAGAACAAAGAGAACAAGCCGGAUUAGCACGACCAGGUGCCUCCAACUCGAUGCUCAAAAUUCCUCUAUCGCCUUUCCGUCGCACACCAUCAACACCCUCAUUAUCAGACGCCAGCUUUGACAAUCACCAAGGAGGAAGCAAAGAGUCGCUCGCAGAACUCUGGUCUGACUUCUUGGAGCGAGAGGCACAGGAGGGAGGCAUGCAUGGUAGCCGUAGUGGCAGUUUCGCCAUGAUGUCGCCAACACAGGAGAGACCUGCUUCUUCUGGAGGACUGGGCUUUGGAAGUCCUAGGCCUACUUAG
This is a messenger RNA of Aureobasidium namibiae CBS 147.97, 1419 nucleotides long. Its product is annotated as putative Golgi matrix protein. The record is from RefSeq and is a predicted model, not a curated record. The transcript has 3 exons. NCBI's taxonomy places the organism in Eukaryota, Fungi, Ascomycota, Dothideomycetes, Dothideales, Saccotheciaceae. The annotation marks the transcript as partial. Gene Ontology annotation, cellular component: Golgi apparatus. Gene Ontology annotation, biological process: endoplasmic reticulum to Golgi vesicle-mediated transport; Golgi organization. Gene Ontology annotation, molecular function: small GTPase binding.